AUGGCCAAGAUCGAGUUCUCCGCUAAUCCAACUCACCUGUCGAAACAUCCACAUCCACAAACAUCACCGCCACCUCCUUCCAAUCGAGAUGAAACCCGAAACUCAGUGGAUUACAUCAGCGAAUUGCCCAUUGGCAUAAUUCUUCAUAUCUUCUCCUUCUUGACCUCAAAAGACGCCAUCAAAACCAGUGUCUUGUCCAAGCAGUGGCGUUACAUUUGGACCGCUAAUCCACGUAUAUCUUUCUCCAUGCCCCCCUGCUAUAAUAGGAGGAUGCUUCGGAGUUUCACAGCUAUUGUCGACGUGGUGCUAUUACGCUGCACUGCAGUUAAGGUGAAGAGCUUCCACUUUGAUGCUACUCGUCUCUUCUAUAAUAGUUGGCUCCGCUUUGCCGUCGGGCCAACCUUUCAUAGGUGGCUCCGCUUUGCUGUCAAACACGACAUCGAAGAGGUGUCGAUGUUUUUAGAUCACGAAAUUUAUACGUUGCCGAAGUUCUUUUUCCGCUGCACCACAAUGGUGAGUUUUCACGUGUCCCAUUGCCAUUUUUCGAUGAUGGGUGCUGUGAAUUGGUCUUCGCUGAAGAGAUUGCGCAUUGAUCAUGCAAAGUUGGAGGAUAAUGCAAUCACGAGACUUUUGAAAGGCUGCCCUGUUCUAGAGUUCUUUGAGUUGAAAGGUUGCUGGGGCUACGAGCACAUUAAAAUUGAAUCAAGAGGAUUGAGAGAGUUGGUGAUCGAUUCUCACAAGUAUGACUUUGUUCAUGGUCAGAUACUGAAAAUUUCAGCUCCUCAUCUUCUCAAGUUGCGCAUAUUGGGCGAUUGUGAGAGGGGAGAGUUCAAAAUAGAUAAAGUUUCUUCCUUCGUUGAGGUCGAAGUAAAUUUCAAGAUGGAUUAUUAUGUAUCUGGCCAAUUACAAGCUCAAUCCCAGGGCGAUCUUGUCAGGAGGCUCAUCCAGAGUUUGCAUCAUGUCACGAAAUUGGUGAUGGGGAACUUGUGUCUUCAGAGCGUUACCGCGAAAGAAUUUUGGGAUUCUGCCAACCAGAGGAUCUACCCGUGUCUGGUGCAUCUCAAGAAUGUCGAGAUUGUUGAUCCCGGUGCCCAUUGGCUGGCGUGGGAACCUGUUCUUUCCCUGUUCGAGUUUCUCCUUCAGAAUGCACCCUUGCUGGACAAAAUAAAGAUUAGUAGUAGUAACAAUUCCAGCAUCUACCACAAAGUUAUUCUGUCGCACCCAAAUCGUUCUCCCUGCUUGAAGGUCAUUCUUAGCUAUCCCUCCCAAGGAUGUCCUUCGACGAGGGUGCUCCUCUCCUCUUUGUACACCUGA
Eucalyptus grandis is the source of this 1314-nucleotide messenger RNA. RefSeq names its product F-box/LRR-repeat protein 25. The record is from RefSeq and is a predicted model, not a curated record. Gene Ontology annotation, molecular function: protein binding. NCBI's taxonomy places the organism in Eukaryota, Viridiplantae, Streptophyta, Magnoliopsida, Myrtales, Myrtaceae. Bases 1 to 1314 code for a protein of 437 amino acids. The transcript is spliced from 2 exons.